Messenger RNA from Hevea brasiliensis (rubber tree), 1744 nucleotides. Its product is annotated as putative leucine-rich repeat receptor-like serine/threonine-protein kinase At2g24130. Gene Ontology annotation, molecular function: protein binding. Lineage: Eukaryota; Viridiplantae; Streptophyta; Magnoliopsida; Malpighiales; Euphorbiaceae. The coding region runs from base 270 to 1505 and encodes 411 amino acids. The record is from RefSeq and is a predicted model, not a curated record. The transcript has a single exon.
CCCUAUUGUUCUCCCUCUCUCUCUCUCUCCCAAAACAAUUGCUGCUGGGGCCUGGAAAUGGAGUGAAUCUAUUAGACACUCGCAGGAGUUCUCCCUUUCCACCUCCACCUCACAUAUAUACAUCAAUGUGCCCCUGUCAAUAUUACUCUUGAAUCCAACAGCGUAACUAAACUAAAUUCUCUCCAAAACCACCCACCUUUUAGUCUUCUUCUUUUUCUUUCGACCCUAAGUUUGUUGACAGCCUAUCACAUACUUGUAAAAUCUCUCUCAUGGCCAACCCACACACUCUCCUGCUGUUUGCGCUACUGCUUUUUCUCGUUGCAUGUCCAUCGCAUCAGCAACAAAAACAGCAGAAAAUGAACACCAUUGAUCUUACAGCACUCGCAGCCAUAAAGGACAGCCUCACAGGCAUUCCAGGCUCAAAUUUUUUUUCCACCUGGGACUUUGCAUCCCAAGAUCCCUGCUCCACCUUCUCUGGUAUCACUUGUUCUCUCAACCGAGUUACUUCUCUCACUCUCGGCACCGGCCUCUCUGACUCACCGGGACUUGCUGGCUCACUCUCCCCUUCCCUUUCCAACCUUACUGAGUUAACCCAACUAGUCCUUUACCCGGGCCUCGUUACUGGCCCCAUCCCUCCCCAACUGGGUGGACUCAGGAGCCUGCGGGUCAUCUCAUUAACGAACAACCGCUUAACCGGUCCGAUACCUAGCUCACUAUCAUCGCUUCCCAAUUUGCACACGCUCGAUCUAAGUUACAACCAACUCACGGGGUCAAUACCACCUGGUCUUUUCACAGGUUUGAGCGAGUUGAAAGUGGUUAUCAUGGCCUGGAAUUCCUUGUCCGGAGAGUUACCGAGAAGGAUGUCAACUCCAUUGCUGCAUUUGGAUUUGAAAAGCAAUAGGUUAGGAGGGAUAUUGCCGUUGGAGAUGCCCUCGUCGCUCCAUUAUCUGUCGGUGUCAAGAAACAAUAUGUGGGGCCCACUCAACGGCCUAGGGUCGCUCUCAGAAUUAGUGUACCUCGACCUAAGCAUGAACCAAUUCAAUGGGCCCAUCCCUUCCUCCGUGUUCCGCCCCUCACUCGCUUCACUGUUGCUGCAACGGAACAAUUUAUCCGGUGGGGUCCCAUCUCGCCUUGUGGACCCAUCGUCAUCUUACGGUGAAGGAUCCAUCGUGGACUUGAGCCACAACUUACUGAGCGGAGAAUUGUCUCCCGUUCUGGCUGGGGUGGAGAGUUUAUUCUUGAAUAACAACUAUUGGGUGGGGAGAGUGCCCAUGGAAUACGUGGACAGCUUCUAUCGUGGCAGGACCAAAACAUUGUACUUGCAACAUAAUUAUAUAUCAGAGUUUCCGUUGGAACCUGGGUUGGCAUUACCUGAUACGGCGUCGUUGUGCUUGUCUUACAAUUGCAUGGUUCCGCCAGUACGGCUCACGGCAUGCCCCGCUAGUGCCGGCGUGCAGCUCCCCAGGCCAGAGGCGCAGUGCGUGGCAUUCAACCAUAUGCAUUAAUCGUUAAUUAUAAUUGUAACGAAGAAUGAAUGAAUGUUAUAAAUAUGCAUCGCGCUGAUUUUAAUUAUUUGCCAUAGAGAAGGACAAGUUCAUUGGCUCUAGGAAUUUUCUGCGACCCAUAGAUUAGUUUUUGUUUUUUUAAAUAAUUUUUCUUUCUUUCAAAUUAGAUAUUUUAUAUGCUAUGUAUAAAAAGGGAUGAAUUUACAAGUGAAUGUAUAUAAUAAGUCAAUUAAGUUUAA